AUGUCUGGUAUGCUUGCUACUAGUGGGUUUGGAUGGAAUGAUACUCAAAAAAGAAUUGACGUAGAGAGUGAUAGUGUUUGGGAGGCAUAUGUUUGGAGAGACAAUGAUGCAAAACACCUGAGGAACAAAACUUUCCGACAUUUCGAUGAAUGGAUUCAAAUAUUUAGCAAAAAUCUAGCUACAAGAGAGUUUGCUGAAGGCCUUGCUGAUGCAGUUGAGGCUAUGAAUGCUGAGGAAGAUGUGUUGUUGCAUGGUCUUGCAGAUAAUGACACUUUUCUGGAACAAAUGGGAUUAAAUAGUCAGAUUGGUGAAGCAAUGGAUUAUUCAAACUUAGCAACUCAACGGCCUUCUGAUAGUUCUACCAAAAAGAAAGACAAGAAAAGACCUAGAGCCAAUGAUGAAGUAGUUGAAGGGCUGACCAUGUUUGCUGACAAGUUGGUAGAUGUCUUAGGAACAACCAAUGAUAAGCUAGAAUUCAUUGGAAAAAUAAUGGGGUAUUCACAUGAUCUUGCAUCUAAACGGGCAUCACUAAACAAUGAACUUAGGAAGUUGCCAAUUACUAUAGAUGAAAGGUUAGAUGCUUAUGAAAUCAUAUCCCAUGAUGUCCAAAAGCUUGACAUGUUCUUCAGCUUGACACAUGAUGAUAGGCUAAGGUAG
This is a messenger RNA of Camellia sinensis, 657 nucleotides long. NCBI's taxonomy places the organism in Eukaryota, Viridiplantae, Streptophyta, Magnoliopsida, Ericales, Theaceae. The record is from RefSeq and is a predicted model, not a curated record.